AUGGACAACCCUCCGAGCAACAACAUACACACCAUCGUCAAGGCUCAGAUCGUCUUUCUCCUUUCCACCCUCACAGAGGACAAUUUCGACAGAAACCAGGCAGAGAUCCGUUCGCUGUCUGAGCAGCAUGGGACCGAGACGUACCUGCACUUCAUCCGACGACUGAUCGUGCACUCGCAAGCACGGCUGCUGUCGACGGGCGCGCCGUCCGCGUUCGACACCUCGACGUCGCUCACGUUCCGCCUGCUCGUCCAAGAGACCCAACGGCUCGCACGCGACCCCUUCCUCGCCGACCGCUUCAGAGAUGCCCUCGAUCGCGGCGACACCGACAUCUUCCGCAACUUCGACCUCGUUCGCUUCGCUGACCGCAUCGGCCUCCGUCCCCUCGAGCGUCUCGUCCUCGCCUCGUCCAUCGCGUCCCACCCGUCCCGCAAGGAGCUCGCUCAGCAGGCGGCGACCAUCAUCCGCAUCGAUUUCGAGAACGCCGUGCUCUCGCUCUGUCAACAUCCUUCCUUCGAUCACGCGGAUCUCUCACCGAGCCAGGUAGCGAAGCUGCUCUCGAAUCUGUUGGACUGUCCGUCCGUGGACGCGCCCACGUUGGAUGCGACGCAGCGCCAGGCGCUCAUUGCCGCUGCUCAGGCAAAGUAUGGAUCAGAGACGGUCGCGCCGAUGUUGCAUCAGAUCCUACCGCGUUUGAGCCUUCCUCCUGGCACGACACUAGUUCAAACAUUCAACCAGCUUGGACCGGAUAUCACAAACGACGUCGACACCAUACGUGCUCUCAUGCAACGGUUUGGGAUGACGGAGGCCAAUCCGCCAACGGAUAUUCAGAUCGUCGAGUACAUGUCCACCUUGGCCCGUCAAGCCGCAGAAGGGACCACACUCGGCGACGUCAACGCGUUCGUCAGGGCCUUGAGCAACUCGUCGACGACGCUGAACUGGGCGAACGUCAUCAAAGCCUUCGAUAUCCCCGACCGCGUCGGCGUCGACACCGCGACUCUCAAGCUCCUCAUCGCCAUCCUUCUCAACAGCCCUCGCGAUACCGAACCCCACGCCGUGACUGGGUUCUGGAUGCCGUGGACGAACUCCAUCUACCAACUCCGCCUGCUCGACGCGCUGCUUUCCCUCCCAGGUGAUACCUUCAACUUUGUCUCGCUCCCCGGCAAACGGAUCGUCACGAUGGACGACGUGACCAAUGCGAGUCCGACGAUCAAAGCUCUUGCGGCGAAUGUGCAGGGCCAUACGUGGAACUCGUUGGAUCUGUUCGAGGUCUUGGUCAGGGCGGCGGAUUCGGACUCGACGGAUUUGAGGAACUUGGUGAGAGAGAUGUUGGACAAGGCGGUGCGAAUCAGCGCGGAGCUUGUGCAUAUGGGAUUGCUCGAGGCACCGCAAACGACGUGGAACGAGAUCCGUCUCGAGUACUCGAACAAGUUGCUCGGGAUGUUCUUGGGUGGCCAUCCGAACCACCAGCUCGUCUUCAUGCGCAUCUGGCAGAUCCAGCCGACGUACCUCACCAACGCCUUCCGCGACUUUUACGAAGAGAGUCCACUCAACAUCACUAGAAUACUAGACGUGGCUCAGGACCUCAAGAUUCUCGAUUCGCUCUUGGACGUGCGGCCCUUUGGCUUUGCUCUAGACGUUGCUGCCUUGGCUUCACGACGAGAGUACCUCAACUUGGACAAGUGGCUUUCCGACCAGGUCUCGAAGCACGGCGCCGACUUUUUGCAUGAUGUCAUUGCGUUUUUGGACGCGAAGAUGGAGAGCGAGAAGACGACAAGGGUUUCAGACCCUCAGGUGGAGUCGCGCACCAUGACCCUCAACCCUCUCACGAUCACCAUUUUCCUUCGCUUCCUCCGUAACAAUGCAACCAGCAUGCGCCCCAACGACGUCGACUACUGUCUCGAGAUCCGAAACGCCUGUCUCCAAAUCCACCCCCGCCUCAUGAACCUCGCUCCUGGCACCGACGCCGAGCCUGGCUUCACCGUCAUCAACUACUCCCCCGAGAUCGAGGCCGAAGUGGACGGGAUCUUCAAGCAGAUGUACGACGAGCAGAUCACGAUCGACGAAGUGAUCGCAAUGCUCGAGCGGAACAAGUCGUCGACGAACCCGCGCGAGAACGAGAUCUUCUCCUGCAUGCUCCACUUCCUCUUCGACGAAUACAAGUUCUUCCAGACGUGGUACCCCGCCCGGGAGCUCGCCAUGACGGGCUACCUGUUCGGCUCGAUCAUCCAGUUCCAGCUCGUCGACUACAUUCCGUUGGGGAUCGCGAUCCGAUAUGUCAUCGACGCGCUGAACUGUCCGCCGGAGACGAAUUUGUUCAAGUUUGGUAUUCAAGCCUUGUCGAGGUUUGAGUCGCGGUUGUCGGAGUGGCAGCCGCUUUGCCAGGCAUUGUUGAAUAUCCCACAUCUCCUGGAGGCAAGACCGGACCUCGGGGCGACGAUUCAGCGCGCGUUAGCCGCUGCGGGCGAUGGGUCGAGUACGCCGGGGGGACUGAGUCUGGGACCUGCCGAUCCGCCCGUCGUGUUCAACGCGAUUCAUCCGGACCCAUUCGAGGAGGAGGUGGAGGAGCCGCCGGAAGAGGUGUCGGACAAGAUCUUGUUCAUCGUGAAUAACCUCGCACCGACGAACUUUGAAGCGAAGUUGGAGGAUAUGAAGGGGAGUUUCAAGGAUGAGUAUGCAAGAUGGUUCGCGAAUUAUCUGGUCGACCAGCGCGUGAGCACCGAGCCGAACAACCACAACCUCUACCUCCGCUUCCUCGACGCCCUCGACCGGAAAGUCCUCUCGAAGUUCGUGUUGCAAGAAACGAUCGUCAAGUCCGCCUCGAUGCUCAACUCGGAAAAGACGAUGCAAUCGUCCUCGGAGCGUUCCGUGCUCAAGAACGUCGGCUCCUGGCUCGGCACGCUCACCCUCGCGCGCGACAAACCGAUCAAGCACAGAAACCUAUCCUUCAAAGACCUACUCAUCGAGGGCUACGAAUCCGGCCGGCUACUCGUCGCCAUCCCCUUCAUCUGCAAGACGCUCGAGCCAGCCGCGAAGUCGACCGUCUUUAGGCCGCCGAACCCGUGGCUGAUGGCGGUCAUGGCGCUCCUCGCUGAGCUUUAUCAUUUCGCGGAACUGAAGCUGAAUCAGAAGUUCGAGAUCGAGGUCUUGUGUACGUCUCUGUCUGUUGCGCUGGAUAGUAUCGAGCCGACGGCGAUAUUGAGGCAUCGGCCGAUUGGGGGGAUGGAGACGAUGGCGGGUCCGGGGUUGCCGGAUUAUGUGGGUGAUAUUGAGGCGUUGCCGAUUGGCGGGGUAGGGGUGGGAGGAGGAGGAGGGGGGUACGAUCCGAACGCGCAGAUGCAUGCGGGGGACGCGCAGUUGUUGUCCCUCGGCGGUGCUGGAUCUGGCGUCGGCGGUGGUGUUGGCGGCGGAGUUGGUGUUGGUGGAGGGGGUGGUGGUGGACAAGGUGGUGUGGCGAACGAGACCGCGUCGGCGAGGGCGGUGGGGGCGCAGAUUGAGGUGUUGUUGGGUGAGUUGGUGGGCCGGGUGACGAUUAGUGGACAGUUGGCGCCGUUGCCGAGUAAUCCGGCGUUUAAGAGGGCGGUGCAGUUAGCGGUGGAUCGGUCUGUGAGGGAGAUCAUACUUCCCGUCGUCGAGCGCUCGGUCACCAUCGCGGGGAUAUCGACUCGGGAGCUCGUCGCGAAGGAUUUCGCGACGGAGCCGAACGAGGAGACACUCCGUGGUGCAGCACACAGUAUGGCGCAGAAGCUGGCGGGGAGUCUCGCGCUGGUGACGUGCAAGGAGCCGUUGAGGAGUAACCUUUCGAACCAUCUAAGGCAGUUCUUGAACGAUCAUGGGUUUAGCGACCAAAUGGUCCCGGACGCGGUCAUCAUGCUCCUCGUGCAGGACAAUAUCGACUUGGCGAGCGGGACAAUCGAGAAGGCGGCUAUGGACCGUGCGGUCGCGGAGGUGGACGAAGGAUUUGCGGGGGCUUAUGAUGCGCGGAGGCGACAUCGCCAGACCGCACCCCGUCAACCGUUCUGGGACUCGAAUGCGCUCCCGUCGGCUUUCUCUGCUAGUCUGCCAGACCCGCUUAGGAUCAAGGUGAAUGGCGUGCAGCCGAAUCAGAUCGGGGUGUAUGAGGACUUUGGUAUUGAGCCGAAACGGCGUUGGACUAGCCGCCCUUCGUCGACUAUGUCUUACUCCCGGAACGACCCUAUGGCGAGUGGGAUGUAUCCUCCGUCGCCGGCUAUGGAUGUCAUUGGUGGUGGUGGUGCUCCGGUGGGAUUGUCUCACCAGGACGCCAUGGAUCGGUUCAACGCUAUCAUCAAGGAGCUCGACGCCGUCCUGCCCCAAUUGCCCGCUUCAGCGCUCUCCACCCCGUCUUCCACGCCCGACCUCCGCAUUCCUGUCCGUCAGAUCCUGUUCAUCGCUGCCGAAUCGACGGACCGCGUUCGCACCCCGCUCCUCAUCUCGCAGAAGAUCGUGCAGUUGCUGUACAAGACGAAUGUGCAGCUGGCCCGGGACAUCUAUGUGAUGCUUUUGGACCAGUUGUGUCAUGCGUUCGAUGAGGUGGCGAAGGAGGCGAUUACUUGGUUGAUUUAUGCGGAUGAUGAGCGCAAACUCAACGUUCCUGUCACCGUAACGCUGUUGCGAAGCGGGCUGAUCACUAUCGCACAGCAGGACCAGCAGCUCGCGAAAUUGCUGCUGAAUGACCAACGUCCGAGCUUGCAGAAUUUCGCUGCUGGGUUGAUCAGAGCGUGUCUCACGAGCGACCCUCCGAUCGCUUCUCAGAGCCAGUUCACGUACACUAUCGAGAUCCUGUCCCAGAUCAUCUCAUCCGGCAAGGCGAACGACGAGACUCUCAGGCUCCUGGAGGAUCUCCGUGGAGUUCGUCGCCCUGCGUCUACUGUCGCUGACGGUGCCCCCGCGCGCCAGAUCACCGACAAAUCCGAGUCUGGACAGUUGCGCGAGAAGCUUUACAUCUGGUUCCAGCAGUGGAUCGUCAUCUUUCAGCGCUCUCCGUCUCCCGAGAAGAACUUCGUGCCUUUCAUCACCCAGCUCGCGAAGCAGAAUAUCCUCAAGGCCGACGACGUCUCCUCGUUCUUCUUCCGCGUGUGCGCCGAGUCCAGCGUAGAGAGCUACAUGAAGUCCAUGGCUCGCGGGGACUUCACUUAUGCGUUCCAGUCCCUCGACGCUGUUGCACGCCUUAUCGUCUACAUCAUCAAGUACCACGGCGAUGCGUCCGGAGUCAACAACGAUCAGGCAAAGGUGCAUUAUUUGACGAAGAUCUUGUCGAUCUUCGUCCUCGUCCUUGCGAACAUGCAUGAGGAGCAGGGCGCGAUGUUCCAGCAGAAGCCGUUCUUGCGGUUCUUCUCGAGCUUGAUCAACGACUUGCAUAGCAUCGAGAAAGACUUGGGGGCUGUGUAUUUCCAGUUGCUCAUCGCUAUCAGUGAUACCUUCAGCUCGUUGCAACCCACUUACUUCCCCGGCUUUGCUUUCUCGUGGAUGAGCCUGAUUUCCCACCGUCUCUUCAUGCCGAAGCUGCUGCUUUCGCAGAACCGCGAGGGAUGGUCUGCUUUCUACAAGCUCCUCUUGUCGUUGUUCAAGUUCAUGUCUCCCUUCCUCAAGUCUGCCGAAUUCCAAACAUCCUCUCGUGACCUCUACCGCGGAUCCCUCCGUCUUCUUCUUGUCCUGCUUCACGACUUCCCCGAAUUCCUCAGCGAAUACUACUUCACGCUCUGCGACGUCAUCCCCUCUCACUGCAUCCAACUCCGAAACAUCAUCCUCAGCGCCUUCCCGCCCACCCUCGUCCUCCCCGACCCUCAUCUCCGCAACGUCAAAUUUGACUCCAUCCCCGAGAUGGGCCCUAUCCCUCCCAUCCUCUCCGACUUCACCUCCGGCCUCAAGACCGGCGAACUGCGCAACUACCUCGACCAAUACCUCCUCAGCCGUGGCUCUCCCGCCUUCCUCUCCUCGCUCAAAGACCGACUCAAGAUGCCGAGCCCUGACGGACUUUCGGAAGAGUACAACUUGUCGUUGAUCAACUCUUUGGUUAUGUACAUCGGAGUUUCGUCGGUUGCUCAAGCGAAGGCGAGGAGCGGAUCGUCUUUGUUCAACCCGGCCGACCCUGGCGUUGUGGCGUUGCAGUACCUCGCGACUAACUUGGACACUGAAGGUCAACACCACCUCCUGAGCGCCAUGGUGCUGCACCUUCGUUACCCGAACGCGCAUACGCACUGGUUCAGCUCCCUACUCCUCCACUUGUUCGUCGAAGUGAAGGACGACAUGUUCUGCGAAGUGACGGCCAAGGUCCUGUUGGAGAGGUUCAUCGUGCACCGUCCUCACCCGUGGGGCGCCUUGGUCACCUUCAUCGAGUUGCUUCGUAACUCGAAGUAUGACUUCUGGACCAAGGACUUCAUUCGUGCGGCUCCAGAGGUUACUUUGUUGUUGGAGAGUGUCGCUCGAUCCAUCUUCCCUCCCUCGUCAUGA
Messenger RNA from Stereum hirsutum FP-91666 SS1, 6471 nucleotides. Its product is annotated as Not1-domain-containing protein. Lineage: Eukaryota; Fungi; Basidiomycota; Agaricomycetes; Russulales; Stereaceae. The transcript is spliced from 18 exons. Gene Ontology annotation, molecular function: molecular adaptor activity. Gene Ontology annotation, biological process: nuclear-transcribed mRNA catabolic process, deadenylation-dependent decay. Bases 1 to 6471 code for a protein of 2156 amino acids. The record is from RefSeq and is a predicted model, not a curated record. Gene Ontology annotation, cellular component: P-body; CCR4-NOT core complex.